Messenger RNA from Mesorhabditis belari, 678 nucleotides. The record is from the annotation of a GenBank genome assembly. Lineage: Eukaryota; Metazoa; Nematoda; Chromadorea; Rhabditida; Rhabditidae.
AUGUUUAUCGUUGGGUUGACCGGAGGAAUCGCCACCGGAAAAAGCACCGUUUCACAGAUUUUUCAUGACCGUGGAAUUCCAGUCAUUGAUGCCGAUGAAAUGGCAAGAAAAGUUGUCGAACCCGGUGGACCGGCAUACGCUCAGCUGAGAGCCGAAUUCGGAGCCGAAUAUUUUGAUGAUGAGAAUGGUGGCGUGUUGCUGCGCAAGAAAUUGGGAACCAUUGUUUUCAAUGAUGCUUCGAAACGUCGCCGUCUAAAUGCGAUCACUCAUCCGGCAGUCAGAUGGGAAAUGCUGAAACAGUUUUUAUGGAUUCUCUUCUCCGGGCAUAAAUUCUGUGUGUUUGAUACGCCAUUGCUUUUUGAGGGAGGAUAUGAUCGGAUCAUACUCACUGUGCUCGUUGUUUACUGCACGCCAGAGCAAGAACUUGAGCGUUUAAUUCGAAGAGAUGAAUGCAGUGAAGAAGAGGCAAAAAGUCGGAUCAACUCACAGAUGGGGAUCGAGGAAAAGAAGCGAAAGGCAACGAUACUUUUGGAUAACACUGGAACCCAAGAGGAAUUGCGAUUACAAGUACAUCGAGUUAUUGAAGAGCUGGAAUCUAGGUGGACACCUUGGGUCAUUCGUGCAGCUGUUCUUCUCUUCAUCGGUUUAAUAUCGUUUCCCAUAUUUCGUCGAUUUUAU